Molecule: messenger RNA, 927 nt
Organism: [Candida] anglica
Lineage: Eukaryota; Fungi; Ascomycota; Pichiomycetes; Serinales; Debaryomycetaceae
Source: the annotation of a GenBank genome assembly
UAACACAAGGAACACCAAUACUCCAUUUGUUUAAUUCUUUUUGAUAUCUGGAAUUUCUAAUACAAAUAAAUUUCUAUAGACUUUACAAACGGGUUAGCUUUCAAGAAUAGAUUAUAAAGUGAGAACACAAUGGCUGAUAGAUAUUCAUUUUCAUUGACCACAUUCUCACCAAGUGGUAAAUUGGUACAGAUUGAGUAUGCAUUAAACGCUGUGAAACAAGGUAUUACCACCAUUGGAAUUAAAUCUGCUAGUGGGAUUGUUCUUGCCACAGAACGUAAGGCCAACUCCCCACUUCUCAAAACUGACACAGGCUCAAAAGUAGAGCUUAUCACACCUGAUAUUGGUGUCUCUUACUCGGGAAUGGGGCCGGACUUCAGAGUUCUUGUAGACAAGGCUAGAAAGCUUGCACACACCAAUUACAAGCGUGUUUAUAACGAAUAUCCACCAGUCAAAAUCAUGGUACAAGAAAUAGCAAAGGUUAUGCAAGAAUCCACACAAUCCGGAGGUAUCAGACCAUUUGGUGUCUCAUUGUUGGUUGGAGGUUACGACCAUCAUUCGGAACAGUUCCAAUUGUAUCAAGUAGACCCAUCUGGUAGUUAUUUCCCAUGGAAAGCCACUGCCAUUGGUAAGACUUCUGUAUCUGCCAAGACCUUUUUGGAAAAGAGAUGGAAUGAAAACUUGGAGUUGGAAGAUGCUAUCCAUGUAGCUCUUUUAGCAUUGAAGGAAUCUGUUGAUGGGGAACUUACUGGUGAAAACUUGGACAUUGCUAUUAUUGCUGAACCACAAGAUCACUUGUUGGGUUUCAAGGGUACAAGUCAUAGUGGUCCAAGAUUCAAGAAGUUAACUGCUGAAGAAAUUAACGAUAGAUUAGAUGCUUUAUAGGUGUACUUACAAAUAGUUUUGAUGAAUAAAAGAAAGAAGCAAUAA